Messenger RNA from Closterium sp. NIES-67, 1714 nucleotides. NCBI's taxonomy places the organism in Eukaryota, Viridiplantae, Streptophyta, Zygnematophyceae, Desmidiales, Closteriaceae. The record is from the annotation of a GenBank genome assembly.
CCACUGACGACGAAGACGAAUGGUGGGCAAGGCCCAUCGGAUCCGACGAUGAAGUAGAAGAAUGGCACGCGGGCAUCGAUGCUGGCGGAGGGGAUGGUGCCGCUACAAGCGACGAGAACGCCUGCGGGGUGGGCGACGAUGCGGCCGACGAGAACGCAUGCGGGGUGGGCGAUGAUGCGGCCGACAAGAACGCGUACUGGGAGGGUGACGAUGCGGGCGAGUAUCCGAGCGGUGAGGAAGGCAACGAUGAAGAGGCUGCAUGGUUCUGGCCGACACGCGCAUCACCCCGAGAUGGAGGAGGCGCUCGCCAAGUAUGUCUGCGAGCAACGGAGUCGGGGCCUGGUGGUCAGCGUCAAUGACAUUCGGGAAUGGAGCCGAAAGUACAUGCGCAGACGCGACCCAUGUACCAGGUGGCAGGGGUCGAACCGAUGGAGCCAACGGUUUCGCAAGCGGUGGGGAUUCACACUACGCUGCCGAACGAAGGUUGGGCAGAAGCUCUCUCCAGAAUGCGCCGCGGACUGUGAGGGGUUUUGGAAGUUCGUUCGCAUCAACCGUGCCCGUCAUCAGAUGGACUUACGCCGCAUCAUCAAUGCCGAUCAAACUCCUCUUUUCGUGGAGAUGCCAGCUGGCCGGACGUUGGAGCAGAAGGGGUCCCGUUCGGUGUCGGUGAAGACUGCUGGAUACGAGAAGCAACGCUUGACCGUGAUGCUAGCAUGCACGGCCAGCGGCGACAAGCUCCGGCCGUGGGUAUGGUUCAAGCGCAAGACCAUACCCAAAUGUGAAUGUCCCUCGGGGGUCGAAUUGCAGGCGCAGGAGAACGGCUGGAUGGAUGAGGCAGCCGUCAAGAAGUGGCUGGAGAAAGAGGUUCUCCCCUUUCUCAACCCAAAGCGUGGGGUGCCAGCACGACGUGCCAUGCUUGGGCUAGACUCGUACCGUGGCCAUCUCACCGAUGGGAUGAAGCACGCGUACAGGACGCAUUGCAUCAUCCCUGCCAUCAUUCCGGCUGGGUGCACUCUGCUGAUUCAACCCCUUGAUGUUUCCAUCAACAGGUGUUUUAAAGCGGGGGUGAGGGCAUGCUAUGCAAAGUGGUUUGCAAAGCACGGCAUCAACCUACGCACGGCCAAAGGAAACCUGCGCCGCCCGCCCCACCCCGUGGUACUGAAGUGGAUUGACCAAGCAUGGCGUGAUGUGCCGCGUGACAUCAUCGUGCGAGCAUUCAAGACCUGUGGCAUUUCAAGCUCCAUGGAUGGUACAGACAACUACUUGGUGCUCCAGCACAUGCGUGGGGAGCCAGCUCUCAACGUCUCUGAAGACAUGUCCCUGCAAGGGACGAGUGGUGACAAUGCAGGUUUCGUGGAAGAGCAGGAGGCAGAGGAGGGGGAGGCGGGAGAGGAGGGAGAGGAGGGAGAGGAGGGAGAGGAGGGAGAGGAGGAGGAGGAGGGGGGUGAAGCGCCAGAGCCAGGAGAGGAGGAUCCGUACCCAGAGACUAAGAAGUGCAGUGGCGCAGCAGCAGAAGCUGAGAAGCUGACAGAGCAUGAGAGCACUGCGAGGCAUGCCUGGGGGGUGCUAGAUUACAUCAAGCACCCCCCAGGAGGACCAGUAGAUGAGGAGGAGGAGGGCUGUGAUUUUAGUACUAUGGAGACCCAUGAGGAUUUCUAAGAGACUACUCUUGUCCUAUCUGCAUUGAUGACUGAAUGCAUAGAAUUUUGCCAUA